Molecule: messenger RNA, 2150 nt
Organism: Diorhabda carinulata
Lineage: Eukaryota; Metazoa; Arthropoda; Insecta; Coleoptera; Chrysomelidae
Product: leucine-rich repeat and immunoglobulin-like domain-containing nogo receptor-interacting protein 1
Exons: 2
Coding region: 83-973 (296 amino acids)
Molecular function (GO): protein binding
Source: RefSeq, a predicted model, not a curated record
UUCAGGUUGUAUAAAAUAAACAUUAGUACAAAGAUUAUAUACACGCAUAAAUAUAAUCGAAUUUUCAAAUUCAUUUGAAAUUAUGGAGCCAAGUACUUAUUGUGGAGCAUCUGACGAUCAUGUUCAUUAUGAUAAUUAUGAACUUAUUGCUGGAAAAGCAAUUAAAUUGUUCGAAGUUGACGGUAUCGAUGAAAAUACCCUUUGGAUUGAUAUGAAGAAUUGUUCAGGAUCAAUGGAUGAAAUAACAUUCUCAUUACUUCCGAACUUACAAUUGAUUAGCAUGGACAAGUGUGAUAUAAAAAGCUGUUCAAAAGCAUUCUCUCAAAAUGAGAAAUUAGAAACAUUGCAUAUCAAUAAAAGUAAAUUUCCAUUUGAGGCCAUAACAUUUGAAGGCAAUAGAGGAAUAACAACAUUGCACAUACAAGAUAUUAAAUCGCCUUUAAUUGCAUGCUUUCAACAUUUAAACAAAUUGGAACAUCUUUCUUUGGAAGGGUGCAAUCUAGAAACUAUAAAUAAAGAAUUUUUAACUGGAUUAGAUUCAUUGAAAGGUCUUUCUAUUUCAAAAUGUCACAUAAAAACAAUUGAAACUGACACUUUUCGAGACUUAUUGGAGUUAGAGGGACUUGAUAUAAGAGAUUGUGAAAUAUCGGAGAUAACUUCUGAUGUUUUCAACAAUUUGCCCAAAUUAAAGUUUUUAUCAUUCCAUCACAACAAAAUUGACUCUGAAAUAAACUUGAAUAAUCUCAAUCAAUUGGAAUCUCUGCAAACAAUUCACUUUGAUAUUAACAUCUAUAGAUCCUUGCUUUAUGAUAAUUUUCCCAAUUUGAAGAAUGUUAAAAUUGGAUAUGAUGAUGAAGAAAAUAUUGAGGAUGAAGACAUAAUAGAAAUGUUGAAAUCCAAAAAUAUUAGCACUGAAUAUGUAUUUUGUGGUAGUAUUGACUAUAAUAGUGAUGAAAUGGAAGAAUGUUACUAAAUGGUAACAUCGAAAUCAAUGCUACGAAAUUAAACCUAAAAGAAUGCCAUUUAUAGUAAUUUAAGAGUACAAUAGGUUUGCUAAUAAGUGAACCUGUAUAAACAAUAGGGAACAUGCAUGUAUUCUCUUUAUAUUUUUAAUUCACUCUUUAGAUAGGUAUAACUCAAUAAAAAAUAUAUAUUCUAUUGGAAAAUCCCAACUCUACAGUUAUUUUGGUAGCAGCUGCAUGAGGCAACUGUAGUUUUUUUAUUAUGAAUAGUUGGCAUUGCUGCUAAUGACAUUUAAGUGCUGUCAUCUUGACUUUCAUUUUUACUUCAUGUAUUCCCAUUGAUUUUUAAUUUGAAUUUAUAUUUUCAAGAAAUUAAAAACUGAACUUAAAAAGUUUGUUCAGAUUAGAACAUGAAAAUCACUUCAUCAAAAAAAUCCAAAUAAUAUUUAAAAUGUCGGUUAAAUUUGACUUGUACUAAAAGCCACUAAUAUUCGCGGGCUUUGGAUGAUAUCCUGUCCUGUAUUCACGAAAAUUACGAUGUGGGCGACAUCUGUUAAUUUUCUUUCAAAUUUCAAUAGAGGUGAACAACAAAGCCAGAAUACAAACUAAUUUUGUUGAUUUACAAAUAGAAACUGUUAUUUGACAUUUUAGUCGAAAUAGUAAAAUAAUAUACUUGUUUAAAGUGCUCUUCUGAGAUAAAAACAAACACACAUCCAAAAAGGUUAGAUGUAUAUGAAAAAAAUCAGGUCAUUGAUGGGUCAUACAGUAUUCCAAAUAUGUGGCACUAAACUUGUUCCAAUAAUGAUGCAAAACAUAUGCAUGUUUUAAAAAUCAUCUACUCCAAAAGAAUGGGAGUAUUGGGCCCAAAUUAUAGAGAAGUGUUCAAGAAGGUUGAAAAAUCAUCCACGUCAAAAUAAUAAGAACAUUGAGCUGGAAUUCUUUUUUCAGUGUACAUUCCAUAGAAAAUUAUUUAUAAAAACUAAUUUAAAUCGAUUUUUGAGAUGGAUUGUCGUCGUCUCUAAAACUCUGGCAUUUCAACAAUUUUGCCGCCCUAGGCCUGGUCCCCAAGGGCCUAGACGUAAAUUCAUUACUGAAUAUAACUAAACAUUUUUGGUACCUAUAGUCUUUGAACUAUCUUUUUCUGAAUAUAUGAAUAAAUAACUUUAUCAAAAAAAUAUUUUUCUCAAA